This is a messenger RNA of Loxodonta africana (African savanna elephant), 3768 nucleotides long. It is a transcript of the gene DYNC2LI1, whose product is annotated as dynein cytoplasmic 2 light intermediate chain 1. The coding region runs from base 88 to 1143 and encodes 351 amino acids. Gene Ontology annotation, biological process: intraciliary transport involved in cilium assembly; intraciliary retrograde transport. The transcript is spliced from 13 exons. The record is from RefSeq and is a predicted model, not a curated record. Gene Ontology annotation, cellular component: cytoplasmic dynein complex; ciliary basal body; axoneme. Lineage: Eukaryota; Metazoa; Chordata; Mammalia; Proboscidea; Elephantidae. Gene Ontology annotation, molecular function: dynein heavy chain binding.
GCUCCGGGGCCCACCUCUGAGGUCGCCGCCUGCAGCGUUCUAGGCUGGGCCCCGCGCCGAGCCCACGGCUUAGGGCGCCGGAUCACCAUGCCCAGUGACACACUCUGGGAAAUUGCAAAAGCUGAAGUGGAAAAAAAAGGAAGUAAUGGCAAAGAAGGUGAUGGAGUUGAAAUUGGAGAAAAAUCUGUUUUCUUCAUUGGCAGUAAAAACGGGGGAAAGACUACUAUUAUUCUACGGUGUCUUGACAGGGAUGAGCCACCAAGACCAACCUUAGCUUUGGAAUAUACAUAUGGAAGAAGAGCAAAAGGGCAUAACACACCCAAACAUAUUGCUCACUUUUGGGAACUGGGUGGAGGAACCUCUUUAUUGGACUUAAUCACCAUACCAAUCACAAGUGACACCUUACGGACAUUUUCUGUUGUUCUUGUUUUGGACCUUUCAAAACCUAAUGACCUGUGGCCUACCAUGGAAAGUCUGUUGCACGUCACAAAAAGCCACGUAGAUAAAGUGAUAAUGAAACUGGGAAAGACAAACUCUAAAGCAGCUUCUGAAAUGAGACAGAAGAUAUGGAGUAAUCUGCAGAAGGACCAUCCAGAUCGUGAAUUGAUUGACCCAUUUCCAAUACCCCUGGUUAUAAUUGGAAGUAAAUACGAUAUUUUUCAGGAUUUUGACUCUGAGAAGAGAAAGAUAAUAUGCAAGACACUUCGAUUCGUUGCACAUUAUUAUGGAGCAUCAUUGAUGUUUACCAGUAAAUCAGAAGCUUUAUUACUAAAAAUACGUGGAGUCAUCAACCAGUUGGCAUUUGGCAUUGACAAAGGCAAAUCAAUGUGUGUGGAUCAGAAUAAACCACUGUUUAUCACAGCAGGAUUGGAUUCUUUAAGUCAAAUAGGAUCCCCUCCCGUUCCUGAUAAUGAUAUUGGAAAGCUUAAUGCCCAUUCACCAAUGGAGCUGUGGAAAAAAGUGUAUGAAAAGCUCUUUCCACCAAAGAGUCUCCACACGCUAAAAGAUAUCAAAGACCCUGCACGAGACCCUCAGUAUGCUGAAGCUGAAGUUGACGAGAUGAGAAUUCAGAAGGACCAGGAACUUGAACAGUACAAAAGAAGUUCUGCCAAGUCUUGGAAACAAAUUGAAUUUGAUUCUUGAACCUAAUUAUUGUGUAUUUAUUUCUUCUUUCCCAAAUGCAAGUAAGGUUGUUUUAUUAACUAUCACGUAGUAUGCGAAGAAGGUUAAGACGUGCAGUUAGUUAAAAAGAAAUGCUGAGUUUCUUGUGCCAGUGCAACUCCCUGGAUAAUUCAGUCUUUUAAAAGGGAAACAAUUGUGUAACUACAUGAAAGAAAAUUUUUUUAAUAAGAGCAUCUUCUCCUAACUACCUUUAACGUGCUUAAGUCAUGUAUACUCAGUUCAGUGUUUCUAAGUUUCUGCUUACAAGUUUUUUAGGAGUAUGAAGGCAAGAGUAUUUGCUGUUUUGAAUGUAAGGUUAAAUGUUCAUAUUAGCCACAUCCUUUGGUAAGGGGUCUCAGCUGUGGCUGUCAGGAAACCUUAGAAGUGUUCAUUUUCACAGGUUUAUUCUAACACUGAGGCACAAGGAGCACCUGAAGUACUUAGUUAAAAUGCACAUUUCUGGGUCCCCACACCCAGAGAUUCUGAAUCAGCAGGUCUGGAAUGGGACUCAAUAAUCUGCAUUUUCAAGCGGCACACCCAGUGAUCCUGACACACUGAAAGUACCACUUUUUGAAGAACGGGCAAAUCCAAGGAGAUAUUCUGUCAAGAAGCAGGCCAAAACUUCCUGAGUUGGUGAUUACAUGGAUCAGUCUCUAAGAUAGCAUACCUUAAAGAAGGCUUCCAUUGCUAUGGAUACAUUUGUGUACCUGCUAAAUGUUGCCAUCAAGUCGAUUCCGACUCAUAGCGACCCUGUAGGACAGAGUAGAACUGCCCCACAGGGUUUCCAAGGAGCACCUGGUGGAUUCGAACUGCUGACCUUUUGGUUAGCAGCCAUAACUCUUAACUGCUACGCCACCAGGGUUUCCUUUGUACCCACUAGCCAGUUCCAUUUUGAGUAAGUGUAAUUACUGUCACUAACCAGGAAAGUCAUUGACUCUGUGUACUUCAUUUUACAUAUAAGAUAUGUUAGAGUGUUGGUUUUAAAUUUGACCAAGCAAAAAUGCUUUAGUGUGAAUUAACUAAAAAUGUACUGCCAUCUACUUUUGCAAUUUUUGUGGGCUGUAACAUUAUAUGUGCCUGGCAAUUCCUGGUAGUUUUGUUUUCUUUUUUUUAAUUUUCUGAAAAAAAAAAAGCAUAAUCUCAUUGAAACAUGUAUGUUGGACACAAGACUAUCACUUCAUUGUUCAGUUAUGAUUUCUUACAGGGUUACAUGUUAGUAAAUCUAGGUAACGAUGAAAUGCAUCAUAGGGUUAUUUUGUGAUUGUAUGUAAAAGUUCAUAUUAUUAUUAAAAUGCACUAUAAGAAGGCUAUUUAUGAUCCAUCUUUGUCAAUUCUUAACCAGCAGCAUGUUGAUUAAUAAUAGUAAUAUUUCUCAAAAUAAUUUUUAUUUUUCCAGCAAUUUGAGCUUCCAUAAAGAUUAUAGCCUAGGAAAUACUAUGAGGCAGUUUUACUCUGUCCUAUGGCGUAAACCUUGGUGACAUAGUGGUUAAGUGCUGUGGCUGCUAGGAAAAAAGGUCUGCAGUUCGAAUCCACCAGGUGCUCCUUAGAAACCCUAGGGGGCAGUUCCACCCUGUCCCCUAGAGUCACUGUGAGUUAGAAUUGACUUGACGGCAGUGGGUUUGGUUUUAGGUUUAUAGUGUUGCUGUGACUCAGAAUCGACUCAAGGGCAAUGGGUUUUGGGUUAUGAACAACAUAAUCAAACUUAAAUUAGCACUUAUAGUCGCUUCCUCUUUUUUCCUCUUUCUUAGAUAAGCAUUACUUAUGAGCAAACAAGUUAGAUGCAGAGUGAACCAAUAGCCCAAGCAAGGCCAAAGUGUCUUUGGGCCUCUCCCAACUGAUAAUGGUUAAGCACGGGGGCAGCCACAGGCCAUGCAGCCAAGUGGCUGAGAUUAAACUAAAGAGAGCCAAAGCUGUUACCAGCCAGAUUGCUAAAGAUCAAAGAACCAUACAUAAAACUGUCAAAAAAUAACAUUAGUGGGAAAACCACCCACUACUUCCAGGGGAUGAACUAUCCAGCAUCACUGCACUGUAAAGCACAGUUGGACAUUUGCUGAUGUUCUGUUUUAGUUGGAGCCAAGGAGAAUGGUAAGGCAGCUGUUCUGAUGACGUAGAGCAUGAGUUGCAGAAGCAAGGUAGUCAGGGCCGGAUGGCACUCUUUAUACACAUGUGUAAUACACAGAGAGCUGAAGAAGUGCCCCCAUCAUUAACUUUACUUGUUCAGUAGCUGAGUGCCUGCUGUAAGUACCGAGCAUCGAAUUAUAUGAGUGAUACAAAGCUAACACCAAUCUCAGGCCUAAGUAACGUCACAGAAACAAAUACCAUAUUUUAUGCAAAUGACGUGUGCCUUCUACGUUUGUUUGCCAACCGCUCCCUCUCCCCACCCCGACAAGAUAUUUUCAUAAACGUCAUCAUGCUUUUUUUUUUUUUUUGCUUUUUUUCCAGAUAGCCACAUCACUAGCUCCCUCACUUUCUUCAGGUGUUUACUUAAAGGCCACUUCUCAGUGGACUCUUCCUGAAAACUCUAAAUGAAAUUCCAACCCCCACCUCCUACUUUUCAUAUUUUUCCCCAUUUUCUUUCUUUUUUUUUAAUUUUGAAUUUUUUAACCU